UCGGUCUUAGUUCUCCAGGCAGAGAGGGAGUCACUUCAUUGGAGCUCAGAGUCGGCAAAGAAAAGCAAGAUGGCCAAAGUUCCUGAUCUGUUUGAAGAACUGAAGGACUGUUACAGUGAAAAUGAAGAAUACAGUUCCAACAAUAACAACCUCUCUCUGAAUCAGAAAUCCUUCUAUGAUGCAAGCUAUGGCCCACUUCAGAAGGUCUGCAUGGAUAAAUAUAUGUCACUGAGCACCUCUGAAACCUCUAAGACACCCAAGCCCACCUUCAAGGACAGUGUGGCAGUAGUGACAGCCAGAGGGAAGAUUCUGAAGAAGAGACGACUGAGUUUACACCAACUCAUCACUAAUGAAGACUUGGAAGCCACUGCCAAUGAUCUAGAAGAAGAAAUCAUCAAGCCCAAAUCAGCAUUUUCCACCUCCCUGAACAAAGUGAAAUACGGCUUUACGAAGAUCAUCAAAAGUCAGGGCAUCCUGAAUGACAUCCUUGCUCAAAGUUUAAUUCAAGACCCAACAGGUCCAUACCUCAAGGCCGCUGCUUUAAAUAAUCUGGACAAUGCAGUGAAAUUUGACAUAGGUGCUUAUAAACCAGCAGAUGGUUUUAACAUUCCCGUGACUCUAAGAAUCUCAGAAACUCGACUGUUUGUGAGUGCCCAAGAUGAAGAUGAACCAGUGUUGCUGAAGGAGAUGCCUGAGACACCCAAAGUCAUCACGGAUGAGACCAACCUCCUCUUCUUGUGGGAAAACCACGGCAUUAUGCACUACUUCAGAUCAGUUGCCCACCCAGAGUUGUUUAUUGCCACAAAGGAUGAAGAACGUGUGCACUUGGCAAGAGGGGAACCCUCUACCAUUGACUUCAAGAUAUGGGAUAACUAGACUCCGGAAUCUUUGUACUGUGAAGUGGUGGUAGUCUUUGUGUACCAUGUACAUACAUCCUUUACCCCUACCAUUUGCUGAGCAUGGCUGAGCCUUUGUAAUUCUAAAUGAAUGUUUACCCUCUUUGUAAGAGAGACAGCAAGGUCUAAUGGAACCACCACUAAUGCACAACAUCGUUGUUUGUUAUUUAAAGAACACCCUGUGCUUUGCAGAGUACCAAUUAUUUUAAUUAUUAUUCUUCAUAACCAUUUUGAGAGGACCAGGGCUACUGACCAUGGCUACCAAAAAGACUCUACCCAUAUUACAGAUGGGUUAACUAAGGCAUAAGAAAACUCAAAAAUACACACAGAGGCAGUUGGAAUGAAAACCUACAGACCCAAGAUUUCAUUCCAACUGUUUGUCUUCUUUUAAGUUGCUGGCAGGCCCUUAAUCAGAUAGCAUAAGUUUCUGGGACCUGUGUUUUAUCAUCUUCAAAAUGAAUGGAAUAAUACCUAUAUUCUUUCUGUCUCAACAGUUUUUUAUGCCAAUCAGUAGGGUCAUUCUGGUAAAAUACUUCUUGAAGCUGAGCCUCAAGAAGAAGGCAAAGUAUGAAAUGUUGUUUUUAAAUUAUUAUUUAUAUAUAUAUGCACAUAUAUAUGUAUUUAUAAAUAUACUUUAAGAUUAUUAUAACAUAUUAUUAUAUUUAUGGCAAUUCCUUGACUGAGUGUGACCAGACAGCCUCAACAACAGCUGACUGUUUUCCAGGCCCAUAGCUGAGUAAGUUUGGUGUAGUUACAUCAGGGCAGUUUGGUCCAAGUUGUGCUUUUUCAAAGCUGAAAAAGCUCUGCAUUCUAGUGCCUGGAAGCUCUUUAAUUAUGAUAAUACAUUCCCACUAAUGACCUUUGGUUGAGUUGAUAAUUGAACCAAUCUGUUCACUCUUCUGCCCUUAAACGUGCUUAGGCAUUCUUGGUUCAUUCAAUUCGACCCACAAUCAAGUCCUACUAUUUAAAAUGGGAUGAACUCAACUUCGGCAACCAUGGAACCAUAGUUUUCUAAACUUUCUUUUCUGACAUGUAAUCAAUGUUCCUUCUAGGUUCUAAAAAUUGUGGUCAUCCCAUAAUGAUACAUUAUCGUAAGCAAUAAUAAUACAUUAUUAUCUAUCAUAAUUGAAUAAAAUUUACAACAAAUCUGA
Messenger RNA from Trichechus manatus latirostris (Florida manatee), 2047 nucleotides. RefSeq names its product interleukin 1 alpha (gene IL1A). Gene Ontology annotation, cellular component: extracellular region. Gene Ontology annotation, molecular function: interleukin-1 receptor binding; cytokine activity. The transcript is spliced from 7 exons. Gene Ontology annotation, biological process: regulation of nitric-oxide synthase activity; cytokine-mediated signaling pathway; positive regulation of immature T cell proliferation in thymus. The record is from RefSeq and is a predicted model, not a curated record. Lineage: Eukaryota; Metazoa; Chordata; Mammalia; Sirenia; Trichechidae. The coding region runs from base 70 to 876 and encodes 268 amino acids.